UGUGGGGACCAAUCUUCACUCAGAAUACCCAAAUUUUUACUCCGAGGCCGAACCGCCACCACAAAAAUCACGAGCCCUUAAUUGGAACUGCAUCCGAUUUUCAUCAAACAAUUUGAUCGAUCCAAUAGCUGAAUUGAAAACUCUAUUUCUCUGUUUCGAGGAUUAUUAGGUGAGAAGUGUCUUGAUUUAUACAGAAUUUAAUCGGAAUCGUAUCAAACAUGUUUCCUCGGAUUUUUGGCAAACCUAAACAAGAGUCUAAUGCUCUCACUACUCUUGACAAAUUAAAUGAGACUCUUGAGAUGCUCGAGAAGAAGGAAAAAGUGCUACUGAAGAAGGCUUCUUCUGAGGUUGAGAAGGCCAAGGAAUUCACAAAAGCAAAAAACAAAAGAGCGGCUAUACAGUGUUUGAAACGGAAGAGACUCUAUGAACAGCAAAUUGAGCAGCUUGGAAAUUUCCAACUACGCAUCCAUGAUCAGAUGAUAAUGUUAGAAGGUGCCAAAGCAACUACUGAAACAGUGGAUGCUUUGAGAAGUGGAGCAGCUGCAAUGAAAUCAAUGCAGAAAGCAACGAACAUUGAUGAUGUUGACAAGACAAUGGAUGAGAUAAACGAACAAACAGAGAACAUGAAGCAGAUACAGGAAGCCUUGGCAACCCCCAUUGGUGCAGCGGCUGAUUUUGAUGAGGACGAAUUGGAAGCCGAGCUUGAAGAAUUAGAAGGUGAAGAGUUAGAGGAACAGCUUCUUCAGCCUGCAACCACUGCCCCAGCUGCUCCAGUUCAAGUCCCAGAAGGCAGAGUACCUGCUCGCCCUGCUCCUCAGAAACAUACAGAGGAAGAUGAACUUGCCGCUUUGCAAGCAGAGAUGGCACUCUAAUCAAGUCAGAAUUCACUUGUUUAACUGGUAAUGUUGGAGGAGAUUACCAUACAUAUUUAGAGUGGAGAAUCAUUCUGCCUGCUGUUUUCUCAUUUGUGGGAUCACUCUAUGUACAUAAUGGUGUGCUAUAAUUUAGAAAGUUUCUUUAGAUAUUGUAAUAUAUUGCUAUGCUCAUAAAGAAAAUUUCCCAGAACUAUACACUGUUUCAUUACGGAGUAUGAAUAAUUUUCUACAUAACCUUGAAGAGCAAUUGAAUAAGAUUAUGUGUA
Messenger RNA from Olea europaea var. sylvestris, 1141 nucleotides. Its product is annotated as vacuolar protein sorting-associated protein 32 homolog 2. Bases 219 to 872 code for a protein of 217 amino acids. Gene Ontology annotation, biological process: late endosome to vacuole transport via multivesicular body sorting pathway; vesicle budding from membrane. The record is from RefSeq and is a predicted model, not a curated record. The transcript has 8 exons. Gene Ontology annotation, cellular component: multivesicular body; ESCRT III complex; cytoplasmic side of plasma membrane. Lineage: Eukaryota; Viridiplantae; Streptophyta; Magnoliopsida; Lamiales; Oleaceae.